CACGCGUACUGUUGCGUAACUGUUUCAAAGGUUGCGUACACGGAUUCCACUUUUCGGAACAAUAUGUUAUUAUCAGGAGAUUAUACGUGAGAGAAGAGACCGGCUCGGAGAAUUUCAGCUGUGGUUCAAGGAUCGAGUCUGUGCAGGGUUCACACAGACAGAUAGACAGUGUGUGAAGGUGAUGGCACAGUGUGUGGGUAUAGCAGCAACAGGAUGAGCGGUGGAGCCCUGGGUAUCGAGAUUGUGCUGGUCUUCUUCCUGCCACUAUUUCUCCUGCAUCGCUAUGGACACUUCCGCAAGCAACACCCACUGGUGCUGUUCGGGACCCUCCUGUCCUGGUAUCUCUGCUUCCUCAUCGUCUUCAUCCUUCCCCUGGAUGUCAGCACGACCAUAUAUAACCAGUGUAAGAUUGACAACGAGAAACCCAGGGCUCUGACCAGUUCAGACUCCUCUAAUCAGACAUCCAACUCCUCUGUCUUCCCUACAAGCACACCUAAAGUAUGUCACAAGCCGUGGAGCUAUAUUCCUGAUGGAAUCCUGCCAGUGUUCUGGCGGGUGGUCUACUGGACUUCUCAGUGUCUGACCUGGCUGUUGCUCCCCUUCAUGCAGUCCUAUGCACACUCUGGGGGCUUUUCUAUCCUCGGCAAGAUUAAGACGGCCCUUAUCGAGAACGCCAUCUACUAUGGCACCUACCUGAUCAUCUUUUGCUCCUUGCUUAUCUACGUGGCUGUCCAUCCCCAGUGGCAGCUAACCUGGCAGGGCCUGCAAACCAUUAGCAUCGCAGCAGCAAACACCUGGGGGCUUUUCCUCUUGGUGCUGUUGCUAGGUUACGGCCUGGUGGAGAUCCCGUGCUUGUACUGGAACUCCUCUCGCCACGGUUACCUGUUGGCCAAGACCUACUUCAAGGUGGCCAAGCUGGCGACGGAAAAGUCAGACGCCGAGGAAAACAUGGAUGACGCCAUGGAGGAGGUGGCGAAUGUCAACGAAUCAAUUGGGUACGGUCACCCCCUAAGGAACAGCAUCGACACUAUUUUGAGAAAGUGUCCCAUGGAAAUCCAGGAGAAAAUGGUGAGGCUGAACACGGAGGACAGUGGGGAUGAAAGCACACAGAGGACCUAUCCUUCCAAAAGGAGCCUCGUAAAGCUUCAUAAGCAAGUGAUCUAUGCUGGCCAGAGACACAGUCAAACACAGGUCCAGUGGGCGAUCCUUCUGGAAGAGGCCUUCCAUUUAGAGGACGUGUGUAAGAAUGAGACCAGUGCCUCCCAUCAGUUUGUCCAUAGUUUCCUCUCCUCCCAGCCACCCGGCUGGCUCGGCAAAUACCUGUACACUCCCACCAUAGAGUGGUACUGGGAGUGUGUGCUGCGACAGUGGUGCUACCGACUGCUGGCACUACUGCUGUCUCUACUCUCUGUGGCUGUGGUGUGGUCUGAAUGCACAUUCUUCAGCACACAUCCUGUCCUCUCACUCUUCGCCGUCUUCAUCCAGUUAGCAGAGAGGGACUACAACUACUUGUACAUAGAGAUGGCGUGCUUCGUCACUAUUUUGUUCCUGUGUGUUUGUGUCUACUCCACGGUGUUCCGCAUCAGAUUCUUCAACUACUACUACCUGGUACCUCACCAUCAGACAGACGCCUACAGCCUACUGUUCAGCGGAAUGUUGUUCUGUCGACUGACUCCUCCGCUGUGUCUCAACUUCCUGGGUCUCAUCCACAUGGACGCCUCCAUUUCUCACCAGCAGAGAGUAGAGACAGCAUACACCACAAUCAUGGGCUCUAUGCGUCUCCUCUCCUUCAUAGCAGAUGGUUUCUACAUCUAUUACCCCAUGCUCAUAGUCCUCCUCUGCAUCGCCACCUACUGCAGCCUGGGUACCCGCUGUCUCAACCUCCUGGGGUUUCCACACUAUAUUAGUCAGAGCGAUGACUUGACCUCUGAGCUGGUGGAAGAGGGCAGAGAGCUUAUCAGAAGAGAAAGAAGAAAACGACAGAGAAGCGAGGAUGGGGAGAUGCGGAAACGAGGAUGGAGAGAGCGCUAUGGAGAACAGCGAAAUGUGAGGAGGAACAGAAAUGGUUAUUCCGAGUUAAAGGACAACGACUCUCCCUCAGACAACAGUGACACUGCCCAGUUGACCUGGAGAGAGAGCAGGGAUCACACGGGGCUACUUCAGGACGUGGACACCAUAAGCCUAGAUCCUAGUGAUUCUCCAACCCAGAGGUACGCAGGAGGACGUUACCUCUCCCUGGCGUCCUCUCAGAUACACAUUUUCAACGAUGUCUGAGAGGAGCCUCUGCUCAGAGGCUGUGGGACUGAACUGACCUUUCCUCAUUGCCCACACGGCUGCUAGAGUUCCAUGGAUAUUUUCUUCUUCUCUUUUGUCCUUUAGCCUGUUUGUCUGGAGAUAGAUAUUUAUUUAAUGCACAUUGGGAUCAUAAUGAAUAAGAUAACAUAGACCAGGGUUUCUGAUCUGAGAUCAGCACUCCAACUGUGGCUCCAGUAGUCCCCCAAGAACAAAACAUUGUCUGACCUCAGGAACAACUGUGACCUUUAACCUUAGGAACAAGGGAUGCAUUAGGGCUCCUGACCAAGUGCUUACCUUUUCUCCCCCUCCUUUGAUUUCCGUUUGUGUUUUUAGAACCCAUUCAUUCUGUAACGACUACUCAGUGAUUGCCAUUCAUCUCACAAUGCCUCUUUGCCAGGGUAUGUAUGAGUUUUUAGGGUACGAUGACAAUACAUCUCUUCUUUCUAGGAGAUUUUCCUGUGCCUUGAUUUUUCUGAAGGCAUAAUGGAUGUGCACCCUAGUUUUGCUCCAUUUGAAAUGGUUUUAUUCCCAUAAAUGCUGUAUAUUUAAAUAUCGAUGUCCUUUUAUAGAUGUUGAUUAAAAAAAUUACAGUACAA
Molecule: messenger RNA, 2891 nt
Organism: Salvelinus fontinalis (brook trout)
Lineage: Eukaryota; Metazoa; Chordata; Actinopteri; Salmoniformes; Salmonidae
Product: G-protein coupled receptor-associated protein LMBRD2B-like
Exons: 18
Coding region: 214-2274 (686 amino acids)
Biological process (GO): adrenergic receptor signaling pathway
Cellular component (GO): membrane
Source: RefSeq, a predicted model, not a curated record